AUGAAUUCUCUCAAGAGCGCCAUGAAAGAGUUGCAGGCGACGGCUGCUCAGCUUGCGGAGUCACGUGGGCUGCAACCCGACGAGCUACCAUGUCACAAGGACGCCCUGCUGAUUCUCGCAGCGGCGGCACUAAAAAAUAUUGAGAAGGACGAGAACAUAUUCUUGUCAUCAUCCGAAAUUGUAGCCGCUGCAAAGAGCGCGAGACAUAUGCUGCGCCCAUACCUUCCUUGCCUGCUGCGAGAGGAGGGGAAGGGGGAGAUGCGGGCUGACAAAAAGAGGGGGCGAGUAAAUGCUCACGACAACAAUAGUGACGACGACGAGAAUGAGGAUCUUGGGCAGUACUCGCACACAAAAGUAUUUGACGGCAAUGCGAAGAAACGUGCCAAGUUUGCCCGUCUAAUGGGUGGCGGGAAGGGAGAAGGAUCGCAUCACAAUACUUUUGCGGCCGACGCCAGUACAAUUAAACGCAUCAACGGUGAGCUCGAGGAUCAGUUUAACACGGCUCUUUCCCGGCUCGGUAAAAAGGGACUUGGCGCGUAA
This is a messenger RNA of Trypanosoma cruzi, 540 nucleotides long. RefSeq lists its product as uncharacterized. The record is from RefSeq and is a predicted model, not a curated record. The coding region runs from base 1 to 540 and encodes 179 amino acids. The transcript has a single exon. Lineage: Eukaryota; Euglenozoa; Kinetoplastea; Trypanosomatida; Trypanosomatidae.